UUCGAAUCCGGGCGGGAGCGGGAGGUCAGGCACCGCGAGAGAAGAAGAUGGCCGUGCGGAGAUGUAUCCAGCAGUUGUUCCAGGAGCCUCAGGUUGAUGGCGUCAUCACCUUCGAGCGGCCGGGCCCUGUUCUGCGGAGCUGGGGCCGCCCAUCGCAGGAGGACGCGGGCAUGCCGCGUGGCGCGGAGCCCCAGCGGGAGCCGAGCAGCCUGGAUGGCGGGACGCUGCUGCGCCGAGGGCUCCGGCUGGAGGAGUGCGCCCUCUUCCACUGCAGGGGCUGCCGCGCGGUGCUGGGCGACUCGCUGCAUCUCUGCGCCCAGGAGGACCGUUGCUUGCAGGUCCUCGUCUGCUUCAAAGUCACAAAUGAUGUUGUUUUGGACGAUUCUUUAAUGGUCGGUAUUGAAGGACCUCUUCUAGGAUGUGCUUACUAUGCAUUAUACUGUCAUUCGUGUGGAUUAAUGGUGGGCUUCAGCCUCUAUUCUGCCUUCGCUGCCCUGGUUCAUCUGCGAGGCCUCUUUUGUCUUUUCAAGGACAAUAUUCUCUGUUAUCUCUUAAAAACUAAAACCAUGAUAGAGGUCUCUGAGAUGAACUUUCCUGCUUUGAGCCUAAAGGAACAUCUGGGAAAACUGAAAGAACAACUUGUGGGGGUCCAUGUGCGCCUAGAGGUACUGAUUAAGAGGCUGGAAGAACUGAACCAACAGAUCAACAUGGCUGACAAGCAGGGCUAUGCAUCAAGGACAGUUGGCCUAAAGCUAGGGUUUGCAGGAAUCAAGUCAAGCAAUUAAUAUGCCAUCAUAGAAUAUAGAGCCAUUUGUGUAUCGUUGCAGGUUUCUUCAUUGUGGUGAACAAAGUGGUUUGAAAUCACCACCACCCUGAAAAAUGUCAGAGAAAGCUAAUUUGCCACUUUGUUAUAUGCGUGAAAAUAUAUUUUGCUGAAAUAUAGCUCAGACUGGUGAAAUGGACUGGAUUUUUGAGGAGCAAGAAACUGUUUCCUCCUUCUGUGACUUCAAAACAAAUACCUCAUCCUUGCAGCACUUCUUCUCUUGGAGGUGUAAUACAGCUUGUACUGUGGUUCUUCCUGAGCAAUAUAUGGUUUAAAAACCAGCGGUUGGAAACUAAGAUUUUAAGUUCCUGAGAGUGAUUCAAAAUAUGCUACCAUGUGAUGUUAUUCAAGAUCAGCCAUUCUACAAUGUUCUUAGUGGGGGCUGAAACCCUGGUAUCAUCUCUUCAUGUAGAGGAAAUGUUCACAGGAGGUAGGCCUUGAUCCAGAUGUCUUCCUGUUGAGUCUUGAAUGGGUUCUUUCUCUUGUUGUGAAUUUUUUUAUUUAUUUAGUAUGUGUGAGAGAGUGAGAGGACUCUUCUUCCUCCCUGGCUGUGGGGGUAGAAGCUUCUCUCUAUACCUGGGAAGAUGAAAGGAGCUUCCCUUUUCACUCCCACUUCACAGAAGGCAUACUUAUGUUUCUAAAGCCUCCAUUAUGUUGGGAAAUUAUGCCUGAAAUUUUGUAUCAGGCAUAGAGGGGAAAAUACUUACAUGCUCAUUUUAAUUCCAUUGAUAAGUGAUUUUUUUACCCCAUGCCCUGAGCAAAAGACUACAAUCAGUAUUGUACAAUCUGGCCUGAGUUGCUCAUCUCAGCAACCCUAGUACCUCAUGCUUUUUCAGUUAGUGGUUUGUUUGAUUUUUCUCAAAUCUGAGCUAUGUAAGGAAACUGCAAACUUCUAAAUGAGAGAAGGGAGUCUGGGACUGCUGGAAAAUAGCCCACUCCAUGAUACUAGAAUGGUCUGGAUCAGCAGCCAUCACAUAAUAAAUCAUGUGGAGUUUUUUUGGUUAAUGAUCAUAGGAAGUCUUUUGAAGUAUCCAUACUGGUUAGGCCAAAUACUUGGCAAUAACCUAGAAUAGCAACAGCUAUGUUUUGAGGUACUCAGACUGAAAUAGGAGAACUUAAUAUCUCCUAAACUAGUGCUAAAUUCAAAUCUUGUAAAUUACUUACUGCAUUUUUAAGAUGUAUAAUUGUAUAUGCUCCACAACCAUCACAGGAACUGAUACUCCAAUAUAUCAUAGCACUUUUUAAUAGUAACAGAAUUGGUAACUAAAGGUGAAGUCGAAAACUAGGUGUUUGAUGUAAAUGUGAGAUUUUUGUAUACGUAUUUUGCAUGUCAACCUAUUUGUUUGAGACCAGAUAGGUGCAGUAAUAUCUUUUAUUGGACCAACUUCUGCUGAUGGAAGGUACAAGCUUUCAAGCUACACCAAGCUCUUCUUCAGCUUGGUGUAGCUUAAAAGCUUGUACCUUUCACCAGCAGAAGUUUGUCUAAUAAUUUCUUGACCUACCUUGUCUGUCUCCUGUUCAAGGACUAACUCAGCUACAAUAACACUGCAAACAACCUAUUUGUUCAUGCUAGCAGAUUUUAAUUUUAUUUCCUCCUCUAUAAGAGCUGUAGUCAGAGCAAUUUACUCUCAGAGCAAAUUGUUCUUUUAAAUAGCAAAUACUUCAGAAGUCCUUAUUUUUGUUAAAGGUCCAAAGUUACUGAAUACUACUUCACUAGUGUAGGAAUAAGGGAAUUUCUUGGGAGUUGUUCAAGCAGUGGAGAUGACCAAAUACUAUUUUAAGGUCUAAGCUACACUACCAGUAAUACAUAGUUGAUCUCCUUUUGAUGUGAAUAGACUACCCUUGAUCUUUGGACAAGGGUAUGAUCUUAAUAUUGUAACUUCAUUUUUCAGUUAUUUGUUCAGCCUCUUAACUGUUGCAUUCAGCAUUAGUCUUGAAAAAAUACCUAACUGUGGGACCAAUUCUCUCCCCCCUUCUCCAUUUCCCCUCCCUCUUUGUCUCUUGUCCCCUCUAUCUCUGCAGUAACUCCAGUUACCUCCCAUGGGCUUUAGUCCUACCUCCUGUCUGCUAAGAUUAAAUAAAUAGUUGAUGUUUAUAAAAAGUGCCAUGUUUCAGAAUCAGCCAGCGGGAGCAAGGGUAUCGACACACUCACCCACUGUUUCGUUGUUGUUAACUUGUAAGAGAAGCCUCUGUCAGUUACGUUUUGUUCAGGUAUUCAGCACUAUCUUUGCCACGGAUAAGUCUAGAAUUUUUUAAUUUUUGUUUUUUGAAAGCUGAAAUUCAGCAGAAUCUGAUUAUAUUCUAUAGCUCAUGUGUAAAUCAAACAGGUUUGAUCUGAUCUCCGGAGUAAGUCUAAAUCCCCUUUCUCUUAGGCCAGUGGUUUUUAACCUUUUUAAAAAUUUAUUUACAGACCCCUAAAUUUUUAAUGGAGGUGCGGACCCCUUUGAAAAUCUUAAACAUAGUCUGGGGACCCCCAGAGGUCUGCAGAUCACAGGUUGAAAACCACUGUCUUAGGCCAUGUCUACUCUAAAGCUGUAGAGCCAUAGAUGCUUCCUACAUUGACAGAAGGGGGUUUCACUUGGUAUGUAGUUAAUCCACCUCUAAGAGGUGGUAGCUAGGUCAAUGGAGGAAUUCUUCUGCAUGUACACGGGGACCGGGGGUGGGGGAGGUGCAGGAGGUCAACCUAACAAUAGUACCCGAACGUGACCUAGCUCAACCUAGCUAACUUUUCAGUGUAGAGCAGGUUUCAGAUAGUAAGCUCUUUGGGGCAGGGAUCAUCUGUUUGUUGUCUGUACAGCAGCAAGGGUGACGCUGUCCUGGUCCAUGAGUAGGGCUCCUAGGUGCUAUAGUUACAGAAAUAGUGCACUGUUGCAAUAUUUUACUUUCCUGGGGAGAGUAACUGUUCAAUGAACAAGUAAAACUAGCUUUUUCUUUCUUUCUACGGUGGAGUGAAUAGAUAUUGUACCUGGCCAAAUAAACUCAUGACUUUGUAACAAUGCUGUAAUGGGAAAUGCCUUAAAUAGUAGAGGAUGUUCUGCCAUGCUAAUUCCCCAUUAUACUUCACUGGCCUCCAGUGCUGAGGAGAAACUAAUCCUGCUUGAUUAGACUGCAGUCCUCUUUGUGGACAAUCUGUUUCAGCCUUAGCAUGUUUCUUCAGUUCCAAUUAAAGCCUGCUGUAUUCUAUGGCACAUUCCUGUUCUAAAUUUCUACUUACAAAAUCCCACUCUGCUGUUUGAAGAAAUCCUUCUAUAGGUGAAAUGAAUGUAAAUUAAUAGAUUCAGGCAGUCAUUAUUGCAGACAACUUAAUACAAUAGCUGUGAGGUAUGAACUGCCCCAUACAUCUUAAUAGGAUGUUGACUUUUUAAACUUAAACAGUGCACUGUGUCAACAUUAAACUAUUUUAUCAGAAAUGUCCAGUGCUUUGUGCUUGUUCCACAAUGCUGAGCAGCCCCUGCCACCCAAGAACUCUAACUGUACUGUGAGCAGCUUAUUUUGAAUGUACAGUCAAUCUGCUAUUCCUUGUGUUAUGUAGUGUACUGUGUGUGAGAUCUAUUGCAGAACAGUCUGCUGUAACAAAAGGCUUGCUAAAGAAUUCUGCUCCUGCUUCUUAGAGUACAGAGAGGCCUAUUAAGUCUAUCUGUAAUACUACAGUUACAAUGUUUAGUUUCACUGUGCAAUAUGUAGUCAGGGA
Molecule: messenger RNA, 4514 nt
Organism: Malaclemys terrapin pileata
Lineage: Eukaryota; Metazoa; Chordata; Testudines; Emydidae
Gene: OIP5
Product: Opa interacting protein 5
Exons: 5
Coding region: 48-785 (245 amino acids)
Biological process (GO): CENP-A containing chromatin assembly; chromosome segregation
Cellular component (GO): nucleus; chromosome, centromeric region; chromatin
Source: RefSeq, a predicted model, not a curated record